Molecule: messenger RNA, 948 nt
Organism: Pipistrellus nathusii (Nathusius's pipistrelle)
Lineage: Eukaryota; Metazoa; Chordata; Mammalia; Chiroptera; Vespertilionidae
Source: the annotation of a GenBank genome assembly
AUGGCGGCAACGGCGAGUCCCGGGGCCGGCGGGAUGGACGGGAAGCCCCGGACGUCCUCUAAGUCCGUCAAGUUCCUGUUUGGGGGCCUGGCCGGGAUGGGAGCCACGGUGUUUGUACAACCGCUGGACCUGGUGAAGAACCGGAUGCAGCUGAGCGGGCAAGGAGCCAAGACGCGGGAGUACAAGACCAGCUUCCACGCCCUCGCCAGCAUCCUCAAGGCGGAAGGGGGGCUGCGGGGCGUCUACACCGGGCUGUCGGCCGGCCUCCUGCGCCAGGCCACCUACACCACCACCCGCCUCGGCAGCUACACGGUGCUGUCCGAGCGCCUGACCGGGGCUGACGGCACCCCGCCAGGCUUCCUGCUGAAGGUCCUGCUGGGCAUGGCGGCCGGAGCCGCGGGCGCCUUUGUGGGAACCCCCGCCGACGUGGCUCUCAUCCGCAUGACUGCCGACGGCCGGCUCCCAGCGAGCCAACGCCGUGGCUACACCAACGUGUUUAAUGCCCUGAAUCGAAUCGCUCGGGAGGAGGGGGUCCCCGCCCUGUGGAGGGGCUGCGUCCCUACCAUGGCCCGGGCGGUCGUGGUCAACGCUGCCCAGCUCGCCUCUUACUUCCAGUGCAAGCAGUUCCUGCUGGACUCGGGUUACUUCACUGACAACAUCCCGUUGCACUUCUGUGCCAGCAUGGCCAGCGGCCUGGUCACGACGGCCGCCUCCAUGCCCGUGGACAUCGUCAAGACCCGGAUCCAGAACAUGCGGAUGAUAGACGGGAAGCCGGAGCACAGGAACGGCCUGGAUGUGCUGGCGAAGGUGGUUCGCUACGAGGGCUUCCUCAGCCUGUGGAAGGGCUGUACGCCAUACUAUGCCCGCCUGGGCCCCCACACCGUCCUCACCUUCAUCUUCUUGGAGCAGAUGAACAAGGCCUACAAGCGUCUCUCCCUCAGGGGCUGA